Molecule: messenger RNA, 2277 nt
Organism: Lentinula edodes (shiitake mushroom)
Lineage: Eukaryota; Fungi; Basidiomycota; Agaricomycetes; Agaricales; Omphalotaceae
Product: MFS polyamine transporter
Exons: 12
Coding region: 123-1823 (566 amino acids)
Biological process (GO): transmembrane transport
Molecular function (GO): transmembrane transporter activity
Source: RefSeq, a predicted model, not a curated record
CAUCUUCCUCGCGUCAUCCAACGAUGAACCUUUUCAACAUAGCGGAUCCACUUCCGAAAACUUACAUAUAACCAUGGUGCCCCCCUCACACGCUAAUUUUUCCUCAUCGCGCAACGAACCUCAUGACAAACUCCGGAAUGAGCUCAACAACGAAGCCAGAAAGUCGGAUUUCUCCACAAAUUCAGAGCCAGCAGUCAAAUAGCUUACAAUUUAGUAACGCUAACACACCAACUUCGACAAUUGUUGAAGACCCCGAACUAAGAUCCGAGGUCAUGAACGCAAAGAAAGCAAAGGAAGCAGAAAAAUCCAAACUGGAGGCGAAGGAAGUAAUCGAUGAAGACGGUGAAUCCGAACGAACAAUAGUCGUUGACUGGGACGGACCAGAUGAUCCUAGCAAUCCUAAAAAUUGGACUUUCCGUCGCAAAUGGGCUGCAACUGCUAUCGUCUCAGCGUUCACCUUCAUUAGUCCUGUCUCUUCGUCCAUGGUUGCGCCUGCAACUGAGACUAUUGCGGCUCAAUUUGGAAUCACAAAUGAUGUUCUCAUAGCAAUGACAACGAGUAUUUUCGUGUUAGCGUAUGCUAUUGGACCUCUGAUUCUCGGUCCAUUGAGUGAAAUCUAUGGUCGUUCGAGAGUGUUGCAAGCUGCUAAUCUGUUUUACCUUGUCUGGAACCUCGUCUGCGGUUUCGCUCAAAACACUACACAACUUCUAGUCUUCCGCUUUCUUGCUGGUCUCGGCGGUUCUGCACCUCUCUCCAUCGGCGGAGGUGUUCUCGGCGACGUUUGGCACCCAGAAGAACGAGGGAAAGCGAUCGCUGUCUAUAGUCUGGCACCCCUACUGGGUCCGGUAGUCGGUCCCAUCGCGGGAGCGUGGAUUGCGGAUAAAAGUGGAAUUAGUGUGGGAGAUCGAGGCGCACUUGGUAGUCAGAGUAACAUGUGGAGAUGGGUCUUUUGGUCGACAACGAUCGUAGAUGCAGCGAUUCAGGUGGCUGGGACGUUUUGGCUACAGGAGACUUUCGCACCUAUCCUCCUUGAACGGAAAGCAGAGAAAAUCAGAAAGGAAAUUUCCGGGGACCCGGAGAAAGGGGUGUUGGAUGUGAAGACGGUGUAUUCCAAUCAAGAAGGCCGGACAAUGAAAGAGAUUUUUCAAAGAUCACUCACCCGACCUUUUGUUCUCUUCUUUCGUGAGCCUAUCGCUCAAGUUAUUGGCCUGUACAUGGCCUUUGUAUAUGGAGUAUUCUAUCUUUAUCUCACGACAAUACCGACGAUUUUCACGCAGGUAUACCACGAGUCGCCAGGAAUAGGUGGUCUCAACUACAUCGGACUUGGCAUUGGUCUGACUGUCUCCUCUCAACUCAACGCCCAUUAUAUGGACAAAAUAUAUGUGCACUUCAAGAAUAAAAAUAACGGAGUCGGUCAACCGGAAUUUCGUGUACCCGCCAUGAUACUGGGAAGCUUUUGCUUACCUGUCGGACUUUUGAUCAGCGGGUGGGCAGCAGAAGAGCGUGUCCAUUGGGUUGUUACUGAUCUUGGCAUGGCUUUCGUCGGAGCUGGUGUCAUUUUUACGUUUCAAUCGAUGCAAACAUACAUUGUAGAUUGCUUCACCUUGCAUGCUGCUAGUGCUCUCGCUUCAAUCUCCUGCCUCCGCUCCCUCGCCGGUUUUGGUUUUCCGCUUUUUGCACCAGCGAUGUACAACGCAAUAGGAUUUGGUAAAGGCGACACAAUUCUGGCGGCUGUCAGUAUUGCUAUCGGGUUGCCUGCACCCGUCAUUUUCUGGAAAUACGGCAAAGCAAUUCGUAUGAAGAGUAAAUACGCGAAAAAGUAAAUGAAUUACUAAAGGCCGGAGAAUUUCACCCAAUAGACCUUGCAAAACUGCAAGUAUGAUCAUGACAAACAUAUCUUUCAAAGAUAUAGUUGCGUUUUCUUGGAUUUUGAUCCUUGAUCACCAUGAUUAUUUUUUAAACACCCGAAACACAACGACGUUAUAAUAUCAUAUAAUACUGUAGCAUACCUUCAUACACAUAUAUACCUUACUCGAAUAUAUGCGACUCUAUUGAAUUUCGUCGAACAUACAGCGGAUUCCGAAAGCCUAGGACGAAACCAGCCUCCUCACAUCAUAGGAGCACUGCUUAGCUUUGUUUGUGGAGGAGCUCAAGUGCAUAGUUACUAGCCUUUUCAAUAAACAAAUCUGAGCAAGCAGCUCUAUCUUUCUUGCAUAGAGACAGCCCAGGAGCCCUAGUUUACUCCAACAAUGUAAUUACAACAAAUCUAUGCAUUCA